AUGUCUUCUCAAAAUAAAUGGGAGAAGACGUUGAGCAUCUCGAAAAAGGGCUUUGACAAAGCAUGGGACACCGUCGACAAGCUGGGCGGCCCCGUCAACCGCCUGUCACAUAAGCUGGGUGCCGAAGCCUUCUGGCCCAUGACAAUCGAUAAGGAAGCCGACAAAGCCGCGCGCAUCCUACGCAGUUUCUGUAAAGAUGGAUUCUACGCCCCCGAUUCCUCAAGUGGCACCGAUGAGAAUGGAAAGAUCAAUCGCCCCAAGGGCAGACAACGCGUUAUUCAGAAGAUCCCAUCAAAAGUCCUCAAAAAUGCCAAGGGAGUUGCCAUUUUCACGACUAUGCGCACCGGUCUGUGGAUGAGUGGCUCUGGUGGUAGUGGCGUGCUGAUUGGUCGCAUCCCCGAGACCGGCGAGUGGAGCCCCCCAUCUGGUAUCAUGUUACACACAGCCGGGAUAGGCUUCCUCGCUGGUGUUGACAUUUACGACUGCGUGGUCAUCAUCAACAGCUAUGACGCGCUCAACGCAUUUAAGAAAUUCCGGUGCACCCUUGGUGGCGAGAUUAGCGCUGCUGCGGGCCCCGUCGGUGUGGGUGGUGUCCUCGAAUCCGAAGUGCACAAACGCCAGGCACCAAUUUGGACAUAUAUGAAGAGCAAGGGGCUGUACGCGGGUGUCGCGGUCGAUGGCACGAUCAUCAUUGAGCGAACGGACGAGAACGAGCGCUUCUACGGCGAGCGGAUAUCCGUCGACGAAAUUCUCUCCGGCAAAAUCCGACAUCCACCUUACGAGCUCGCUACCCUCAUGCAAACAUUGAAGGCCGCACAAGGCGACACCGACGUCGACGGGAGUCUCAUUCCGCCACCGGGCGAAACACCUGGCGAUAUGGAAUUGACGGAAGACGGACAACAAAUCUUUGGCGUGCCGGCUGUGGACGACCCCGAUCCGUAUGGAGUGAAGGCGCUGGAGGCGGAGGGGCUUUUCAUCCGCGAGGCCGGCACGAAAGCGAGGCCCAGCCAUGAGACAUUUGAAUUUCGGCCUAACCUAGACAGUCCUAUUUAUAGCACUUUCUCGCGGCGCAGUAUGGAUAGCUCGCCGCGUAAUAGCUGGCGUGCUAGUGUGCAGAGCGCCAAGAGCUAUGCUAGUGUCAACCGUGGCACGCAAACGAUUGAUGAGCCGCUGGUCGAGCCCACGUCUGUGAGCCGUGCGUCUUCCCGCAGGUCGAAGGGAUCGUCUAUUGGCCGUCAACCGAUGAAUACCUGGGACGAAAAUGAGCCUCAUUGGGAUACGAUUGCUAUCCAUGGCAAUGAAGAACACGUGAAGGUCCGCCAAUUGGAAGGCGAGGAGGCGGAGCAUAGGAGAGCGAAAACGGAUGCCUGCCCAGAUGCACACGAUGACCCCGCGUUCGAGGAUGAAGACGAGCACUUUGAGAUCCACGAGCUUGGCAAUGUCAAGGUCACACCAAUGGAGAUUGUCCCAGCCUCGCCGUCGAAGGUGGAAGACCAGACGACAGGCAAGCCUACAUCGCCUAGCUUCACCCGGGCUCGUCUAGUCACAAUCCCGGCACGCACCCCGCCCCCCUUGCCUCCGCGACACCCCGGCCACGUCCGGGGCUCUGGCUCAAGCCGUGCCUCAAUGUCGCCAACAGCGCCCUCAUAUUCUAGCCGUAACACCUCACCUACAGACGCCACCGAGGUGGUGGAGAAUACCGAACAUUUGGAUGAAACUCCCCACGCCAUUCCAUUCCCCGAGACCAAGACCUCUCCCCAUGUCACUCCUGCGAGCGAUGACGAGGAGAUUGUCGAGAAGGACGAAUUCCACUCUGUCGACGGCGAGUCGGAGGAUGAGGAUAACGUCAUUCUCCUCGAAGACCAGAUUGCCACCCAGGCCGCCGAGCAGGAGAACAAGAUGGACAAGGAAGACGAGAAGACAAAUUCACUCGAUGUCCCCAAGCUUGGACCUAGCAUCAAAUAUACCCCCGAGGUUGAAGAGACCCUCGACGAGAUCGAAGCCAAGCUUGAAGCUGAGAUCAAUCACAUUCCUGCUGUCCACGAAAAACAUGCAGAGUCCCCCGCUUUGACUGAACUCGAUACCACCUUGCCCCAUGCCCGGGCUGAGUGA
Messenger RNA from Penicillium roqueforti, 2112 nucleotides. Its product is annotated as lipid-binding SYLF domain-containing protein. Gene Ontology annotation, molecular function: phosphatidylinositol binding. The record is from RefSeq and is a predicted model, not a curated record. Lineage: Eukaryota; Fungi; Ascomycota; Eurotiomycetes; Eurotiales; Aspergillaceae. The transcript has a single exon. The coding region runs from base 1 to 2112 and encodes 703 amino acids.